Penicillium angulare is the source of this 2859-nucleotide messenger RNA. Its product is annotated as putative DNA mismatch repair protein (Mlh3). Gene Ontology annotation, molecular function: ATP-dependent DNA damage sensor activity; ATP hydrolysis activity; ATP binding. The coding region runs from base 1 to 2859 and encodes 952 amino acids. The record is from RefSeq and is a predicted model, not a curated record. The transcript is spliced from 2 exons. Gene Ontology annotation, cellular component: mismatch repair complex. NCBI's taxonomy places the organism in Eukaryota, Fungi, Ascomycota, Eurotiomycetes, Eurotiales, Aspergillaceae. Gene Ontology annotation, biological process: mismatch repair.
AUGGCUUCUUCAAGAGCAGAAGUUCAACCUCUUCCUUCUGAUGUUGCUACUAAGAUUAAAUCUUCAACCUCAAUCACUCAUCUAAACGGAGUCAUCUUGGAGCUGGCGAAGAAUUCUUUAGAUGCAGGUGCCAAGGCGAUUCACAUAACGGUGGAUUUCAAGCGUGGUGGUUGUAUUGUCGAAGAUGAUGGCGAUGGUAUUCCUCCGGCCGAGUUUGAGUCUACUGGAGGCCUUGGCAAGGCACAUCACACGUCCAGGUUUCAAAAACCUGGGAAAUAUGGACAUCGUGGGCUUUUCAUAUGUUCUCUGGGUGCUUUAUCCUUGCUUACUGUCACAUCUCGACACGUUCAACACCAGGCCACAAACUCCCUUAUUGUUCAUCAUUCAAGGCCAGUGGCACGAUUGGUUCCUGCGCCAGAGCACCAAAAGCUUCAACAUAGUGAGCAUGGCACUUGUGUUACAGUAAACGAUCUUUUUGGCAAUAUGCCAGUCCGUGUCAAGAGUCGAGCUCUUGCGUUCCAAAAACCAGAUGAGUUAGAUCGCGAGUGGAAUCGCCUAAGACACUCGCUCAUUUCUCUCGCGUUGGCCAAUAUUCAACUUCGAAGGUUGGUUGUUUUUGAUGAAGGAAAAAACAAAAGAAUAUUCGUCCGCUCAGACAGCUCCCCGCCUGGUUUGAAUCUGAAUGUUCCUGGACAUGAGGUUGAUCUCGAUCGAAUUGGGUCUAUUCUUUCACAAUCCGGGAUGAUCAAUUCACGGAGUAUGGAUUCAUGGCAUGUUUUAUCAGCGAAAAUUCCUGACUUUACUAUCUCCGCCGCAAUGUCAACACUUGCCAGCCCUUCAAAGAAAAUACAAUUUAUAUCCCUGGGUCAAGAUCCCGUGCUCUCACAGGGAGGAUCUAAUAUUCUCUUCAAUGAGAUCAAUUGUUUAAUAUCUUCUUCUGACUUUGGAUUAUCGGGAUUCGCAUCUCGAAGCACUACUGCUACAAGCCUAUCACAUGCACUGGAACCCUUUGACGCACCCAGGAGUGCAAGCAGCAAAGCGUGGGCGAAGCCGAUAAACAAGUGGCCGAUGUUUUAUAUACGUAUCGACACAAGCACCGUCAUCCCCAUGGAUGAAGAUACCAAAGAGAUGUCUCCGAACUCGGAAAAGUCCCUUCAACGGAUAAUAGAUGUCCUAGAGGCCAUGGUUACGGAAUUUUUAAAGCAGCAAGAUCUGCAUCCUCGCAUUUCCAGGGGAAAAGGGAGGCCCUUAGAGCGUGACCAACAGGCAACUACCGAACAAAGCCGCUCUAGAUCAUUCUCUAGGCCACGCAGUGUACGGCCGAGCACGGAAGAGAGCUUUGCGAGUGGUGUCAAGCUUCCUUCAUUUCAACGACCUCGAGCAGUUAAUUCCAGUCAAAAUCUUAAUAGUUGGUCCAGAGUGAAGAUUGCGAAGGAUUUCAAUAACCGGGUUUCGCUUAGUCGGAAUAAUUUGAACACACCAGACGUGGAGGCUCCGUCUUUGGUUAGUCGACAAAAUAGCCGGCCUAUUUCUGACGAACAUGCUACAAUCAUUUCAUCUGAAGUAUCUUCAAUUCGACCAUCUCACAGACUGGAGCAGGAGAGAGAAGUACAUCAGGAUGAAAUUGCCCCCUACCACCAGCAAACGGUCGAUGGGAUGAUCCCUUGGGUUGACCGACUUACUGGAAAGGUUCAUAUGAUCAAUUCACGAACUGGUCAAACAGCCAAGCCCCCUAGACCCGAUAACUCAAGGCCGAGCGCCGACAGAGGAAAAGAGUCUGAUCACAAGGUCUGGGUAGAGAAUUUGCUGAAGGUGUGGAACAAUCCGACUUUCACGCGCACUGAGCGGCCCCUGCCAAGCUUCGAUCUCGAGACAAGCUACUUGGACAUUGCAACUUCCGCCGGUAGCGGUUUUCAUGAUACCAGUGACUUGGCUACUGCUCAGAUCACUAAGUUCAAGGGCAAACUUCAGCGCCCAAGCCUAGCAACUGCCACUAUCAUAGCACAGGUGGAUCAUAAGUACAUUCUUGCCAGACUCAAUGCAGAAAACAUGCAAGCUAUUGACAAUCCGGAAACAGUUUUAGUCUUGAUUGAUCAACACGCAGCAGAUGAAAGAUGUCGGAUUGAGCAGCUAUUCAAUGAGAUGUUUCUUCCAACGGAGUCGGAGUACGAAAUCCAAGUACGCACUGUUGAAAUCGACCCAACCACCUUCAAAAUAUCUUCGACGGAAGCUGUACUUUUUCAAAGAUACCUGAGCUUUUUUGGAAACUGGGGGAUUCAAUAUGAAGUGAAAGAAAAACCUGGCGCCGAGGGGACUGUUUUGGUUAAGUCUUUACCAGCUCUCAUUGCCGAAAGAUGUCGACUUGAGCCUGGUCUGGUCGUCGAACUUCUUCGCCGAGAAAUUUGGACAAACGAGGAAGACAAUAGGAAGUCAUCGGGUUCAGCAAUGACAUCCACUAUGAGAAAGCUAUACGGUGAUGAUAUUACAUCUAUGGACGCUGUGAAAGAGGAUUCUGCACCCCAUUCCUGGGUACAGAAAAUGAGUGGCUGUCCCCAGUCCAUUUUUGAUCUACUCAAUUCCCGUGCAUGUCGAGGUGCAAUUAUGUUCAAUGACCCAUUGAGCAUUGAUGAUUGCAGAGCUUUGGUCUCCCGGCUAUCCAAAUGUGCAUUCCCAUUUCAGUGCGCCCAUGGGCGACCAUCCAUGAUUCCUAUCCUAGAUCUUCGACCACAGCCUGACCAUAAGUCCGAGGCCUUAUACGAAAGCACCCCUGCAUUCGAUUGCGACGAAACCGAGAACUCGGCGCUGGAUUUUAAAGAGGCUUUCCAAGCGCAAUAUGACAAUGAGGCGAUUGGGCACUAA